Molecule: messenger RNA, 29955 nt
Organism: Paramuricea clavata
Lineage: Eukaryota; Metazoa; Cnidaria; Anthozoa; Malacalcyonacea; Plexauridae
Source: the annotation of a GenBank genome assembly
AUGGAACGUGUAAACGAUAAAAAUUGUGAACCUCCAAUGUUCCUUCAGCGCCCCUCAUUGGGUAGUUCACAAGACAUUUCACAUGUUUUGGCGCGUGUAUUUCGGGACCUUACAAGAGAAAGUGUUGGCGAACAGACCGUAAAGAACUUGACUAUUUCAAGAAGUGGAGAGGAACGUUAUCACGAAGAAUAUGUAGAGAGAUUAGCAAAGGUAAAAAGGUGUCUGCUUCGUGCUUUAUACAAUAUAUGUAUAUAUAAAUUUGACAAUUUGUUAUAAAAAUUUAAUAAAUGUGCUUGCACUCAGUUUGGCCCUUUGGGGUCCGGAUUUUUGUCUGGCUCUGAUGCAAAUAAUUUGUACUGUCAACUACAAUAUAUAGCACUAUAUUUUAAUAAAUAUUUGAAUUUUUGCAUGGUAAAGAAUUAUUUGUUUUAAAACCUAGCUUGUGGGUACAAAUUCUUGCAGGGUCAUGGUCAUGCAGUAAUAAUGGUAUGGAAAUUUCGAGUGGAAUUUUUAUACAUUUAGGAAUGGUUGACAAAUUAUAGAUUUUGUCCUGUUGCGCAGACUUGUUCUGCGAUGGCUCUGACUCCCUCCCCCAUUGCGGACCAGUCAAAUCUCUUGUUUCACAAACUAAAUUUGGCUAUAUUCCUGACUGGAAAGUUUGGAAAUUGCGUGCCGGAGAUUCUGCGGAAUACAAACUUUCCACACUGGGCUAUAUUCAGCAUGUAUUAAAGGUAGGGCCUCGACAGCAAGCUAUUGUUUCUGGCAAAUUUAUGGUGAAUUAUUAUAUACAUAUCUUAUUAUCCUAUCAGAGCAUGCCAUAAAAGAAUGGAAAAAUUUGCCAUCAGAAUAUAUGUCAUCUAAUACUUGCAGUACUUGGUAUGGUAAACUGUAAAGUACCCUGGUAUACAUUGUAUUAACAGGGUUUUUUCAGGAUUUUCUCUUGGGUCCGUUUUUGCAGAGAAAAUUGAGUUUAGCUGAACAGCUGGGGUGGCUGCACCCCCUCCCCCUUCCGGGGGCUGACACUUGUACUCAAUAAAUGUAGUUGAGACGGAAUGUGUUAAAGCAGGGGCACUGAGGGAUGAGCUGAGGGACACUAUUAUAAACUAGUUAAAAAUGGUGAAUGCAUAGUUUUUCUUGUGUUGUAACUUUCUAAGAUGAAUUCCAGCCAUUUUUUCUUAAUUGUCGGGUUUCCAACUGAAAACUAAUUUCCACACGUCACGAAUUUAACUCAAACAACUUCAUCUUUACUGCACUGAAACGUUGGUGAGAAAAUUGAGUUUCAAAACUCAAUUCAAGAUUGAGUUUUUGGGGCCGUUUAACGGCCCUAAAAAAUCCCUGAAAAAAACCCUGUAUUAAUUCAUGUAUACCGGACUGAAAACUCUAGGAAUAUGGACACUUAACAUAUACCCUUUAUUAAUUAUCCACAGACACGUUCUAACAGCAACAAUUACAGUCGUGCCAAUAGAAGUGUUCUGAAAAAUGUCGACCAGUUCAUUUCCUAGCCUGAGGGAACACCUCUGAACAAUUCCUUAAAAUUUUGAAAAUUUAUUUAAAAAGUUCCUAACUUCCUGUUUCAUUGACCAAUCAAAUUUUAUUUUGAGCAAUCUGAUUGGUCAAUGAAUCAGGAAGUUAGGAAGUUUUUAAAAAACUUAUCAAAUUGUUGAGGAAUUGUUCAGGGGAACUCCUCGAAGUUAGGAAAUGAACUGGUCAACAUUUUUCGGAACGCUUCUAUAUUCACAUGACUGUAACAGACACUAAAUCUUGUAGUUUGUCCACUUGUAGAUUGUUUCGUUCCAAAACAUGUUACAUGAUGAGCAAUAUCAUGCAAUUUGACAUAGUAUUAAAUAUUAUUAUAUUCAUAUAUUAUACUUUUAUUACUGUAAUGCCUUAUUGAAUUCUGAUUGUUUAAUUGGCUGUUUAUCAUGGUCAUGUGAUAUUGAAUAGAAAAUUCCUUUUCCCAAGAUUGCAAUGGAAUACAUUCCAUUGCACUCUUUGCGAUAUCAGAUACAGAUCGGCUAAGCCGAGAAAACCAAAGCUGAAGUUUAUGUAAAUCAGGACAAAUCUUUAUCUGAUUUACAGACAUUGAUUAAACGUUCACAUAAUCUUUUGUAUUUUCCUCGUGAAUUAUUAAAUAAUAAAUGAUUUUUUUAAACAACAGUGAUUUGUGUAACGGUGUAUAACAUAAUACACACUUCCGGAAAGUAUGUCACCUUGACUAUAGAGCCUCGUUUCCAUGACUGAGCACCUCGUGUCCAUGGCUUUGACUAAUGUCAGAUACACGAAAACGAGGCUCAAUAGCCAAGACUGUUGAAGACAAUACAUGCGCCUUGACUUGUAUAGAUCCAGUCAGAAAGACAGCGACAGCUAGAUGAGUUAUCCAUGCUUGAAACACAUAUUAUGCAAGCACGUGCAGCUGCGACUGCUGCAGAAGAACAGGAAUUACAACGAGCUUCUGAAGAAUGUAGCAAUUACGAGUCAUUGGGAUUACCACCAGGUAUUAAAAGUUUGCUUUUGCUUGUGGUUGGAUUUUACAUUUAAUUGAAGCUUAUAUUACGCAUAAAUAACAUACCUAACAUAUAUAUGUUUGGGAAAUUGAUAAUAUUGGGUUUUUUUAUAUAUAUCCCUGGGCGCUCUCGGGCGUUCCGGGCAAUAUUUAGUAGGACCGCACACAUAACUGUAAGUAUUUUAAUUAGACAAUACAGUUUGCUCUAGUUUAUUAAGUAUCAGAUGAAUAAAACUAUUACUGUUCCCGAGAAUGUUCUGAUGUUAUUAAGUAAUGUGCAUAAACAAGGUGCAACAGGCAUAAACAUGUAUUUGUUGGCUGAUUAUAGGUCUACCCCUAGGCCAACCUAUAGACCCAUUGCACAUGACGUCACAGCGCCGGUGACGAUGCAUCUGGAGGACAAAUUAGCAAUCUAUGCAUAAUAUAACUUUAAUUUGUAAACAAAGCAAAUUUUGUAAAACUUUAUAAUAAUUUCGUAUUAAAAUGGUUAAUUUUUGCGCUGUAUGUGAUUGUUGUACCCGAACAGAUAUUUUAAGGGAGCUUUAGCAGCGACUACGAGUGCGAGAUUCGUGAAGUGAAACGCAUGCUGUAUGCUUACGCCAUCGCGUACUGACGCGAAAAAGUCGUAGCCGUCGCCAAUCUGAGGACGAAAUUGUGGAGAAAUCUCGUAGUCCUCACGACGACUUUUCAAAAAACAAAGAAAGUUGGCUUUUUUUUGUUUUUCAAAAAUAAUUUGUAGCGUUUAUCCGGGAAAAAUAAUCUAUUAGUACUAAAUAUCUGGCUUGUUUUUAAUGUUAUGAUUUAUUUGCACAUUUUGUAGCGGAUUUUAGCCUGCAGGAGAUUUAGUUUAUAUGAACUUUUCUUUCGUUGUUUGUUUACUACUAUACAAGCAACAUUUGAACGGAAACGAGAACGUCUACAGUGAUUUCCUCGCACGCGAUUAAAUCUCGUACUCGUAGUCGUACUCGUACUCGCUGCUAAAGCUCCCUAUUGUUAGGGAGCAUCUGGAGGACACUCUAAGGAUUUGUGAUGUCAGUGCAAUGGGUCUAUAGGUUUCUAUAGGAAACCUAUAGGUUUUUAUAAGCAAUUGGAACAUUUUCUAUAGGGUUGCCUAUUUAACAAUUAGUCGCCGAAGGCGAGGUGAUUACAAGCCUAUAUUCACUGAGCCGAAGGCGAAGUGAAUAUAGGCUUGUAAUCACCGAGCCUGAGGCGACUAAUGGACCUUUCCCCUUAUAACUAAAAUUUCGAUCUAGACAAAAAUUUCAUCACAGCUUGAAAGAGCAUCACAAAAUUAGUAAUAUUCCAAAGUUUCGUUGCAAAAUCUUGUAAAAUGCGGAUAAUAUAGCCUUGCGAAGUUUGCCAUUUUUCAGUCAUUUUGUAUUACAAACGGGAAAUUGACAUCCGAUUCGGGUGUUGGGGCUGCAAUUUCCCGUUUGUAAUGCAAAAUGACUGAAAAUUGCAAACUUCGCAAGGCUCUAUUUUCCUCAUUUUACAACAUUGCGCAACGAAACUUUGGAAUAUUACUAAUUUUGUGAUACUCUUUCAAGCUGUGAUGAAAUAUUUGUCUAGACUUGCCUAGAUCAAAAUUUUGGUUAUAAGGGGAAAGGUCUAUUGUUUUAGUAUAAAUUUCCAGGUGUUUACAAACAAUAAUCCACACAACUUUAUAAUAAUUCACUUCAAAUAAAUUUAUUUUCACUAUAAAUAGUUUGUUUACAAAAUUUAAAUCUCAGACACGGCUCUAUGUCGCGUUGCGACUAAGCCAGUUUUUUUCCAAAUAUAAAAGCACGUAAAGUUAAAUAUUUUACCUUGAAAUAUUUUUAAACCAUAUUUUGUAGCUUGUUUGGGUUUUUUCGGAAUGCUAUCUUCUUUAAUUUUGGCAAUUUCCUCUUCUAUUACUACGGCAAAACGAGCAGCCAUUUUGAAAAAAAAGCUAUAGUCACUGACCAGUGACUAUCACUUCAGAGACAGUGAAUCUUGACCAAUCAGAAUGCAGAAAAAUCAAUAGUCACAUGGAAAUUUAUACUAAAAGCCUAUAGAGCUCUAUAGGUGCCUAAAGGCCUCUAUAGGGAAUAGGAACAUUUCCCAUAGGCCACCUAUCGACUUUUUUCGUUAGAGUAUUUCCACCCUUACUAACCCUUUUAUUGUGGCAGUAUGUUCAUUGUGAUGUAUCAUGUCAAUCAAUAUUUUCAGUGAAAUCUUACCUGCGAUACAUGAUGGAUGUAGCGUUAUUAAAGAAGUUCAACUUGAUCACUCCUGAUGACUAUGUCUCAACUGAAUAUCAAUCUACGCAUCCUCCGCAAGGUAUGCUUUUAAUGGCUCUUCAUAAUACAAAGAAAAGAGUUCCUCUGAUAAUUCACGGCAAACUGACGAAUUCCCCACUUGAGACAAACUAUCAGAUUAUCAGUGCGUAGUUUGCUUACACAAAUAUCAAUUUAUCAAUCUUUUCCCAACUUAAAUCAUAUAUCCUUACCCAUCCUCUUAUCCCAGAGUGUAUCUUAACCCGUUAGGUUGCAUUGUGCCCUAAUCUUAUUCUGUCUAACGCGGGACGAUUUUUUUCGUCAAGGAGAGAGCGCUGGUGCCCAAUGGGUUAACACCAAAAUCACAAACGGGCUUUGCGUAUAGCCAAGACCUGUGACUAUAGUGCAUGUAGCUGAAACGCCGAUGAAUGAUUCAAAUUUAGCUAUUAAUGCAAAAUAGAGAAUCGCCAAGAUCGUUAAGCUUGCAUAUCACAGGGUAUGGUGUAGAAUAAACAAUCCUUGGUCUUGGGUCGUUUCCGACGUUUCGAGUGUAAGACAUGGAUUCUAUAACUUGUAAUGCUAACAAGAAGCAAAUGCAUGCCAAAGGAUUGUCAAAUAGCUUGUAAUUUGUGCGUUAUGUUAACAGGGACUGCAGUUCCAAGUUAUGCUCGACCGACAACGUCAUCUCUCCUCCACACUAACAAAGACCGUAUCCCAGAUAACUAUAUGGAAGAAUCUGUAGAAGCAAUGACAUUUCCAUUUACUGCUGAAUCUCCACAGUCUACGGAAGAGAAAUCUUCAUUUAGAGUAUCAAAGAGCGUGAGUAUACGCAAGUAUUAUUUUAAACAAUGUGCAUGGAAAGAUGAUCCCUUUAUAUAGACUGAAAUUCAACAAACGAAUUCUCUUUUUUUCUCGAAUCUUUUUUCUCAAAUCUUAAUACAGUUACAGAACAAUGAAAAAUCAUGUUUGGGACUGUGCGAAAGGUGCCCGCUUCCGCUUAAUAUAGCAUUUACAUUAUUUAUGAAAUUUUCCGGACCCAAAUGACUGCUUGAUAAAAGGUGACCGCUUAAUGGGGUGCCUCUUAAUACAGUUUCGACUGUAUACACAGAUCACCUGAAAUACAGAGAAUCCAAUAUCCGCUGGAAGCUGAUACCAAGUGGGGGGUUGACAAGUGCUUCGAACAUAUACAGGUGUAAUUCUUGGUUACCUUUCUUAUCUUAUCCAAUCAUGACUGCAUCAUGAAAUGAAGCCACCUCCAUAGCCUUAGGGGCUAGCUCCCAAAUCAAAAUGCGUGCUUCAAAAACUAGUUGAAUUAAGAAUUAAUAAGCAAACGUUCACUGUAUUGUAUUGAAAUCUAUAAUUUGAAAUUGUAUUUUUAGGCGAGAUCUAGAGUAACAUCCUCGUGGCGAGAUUCAAUUAAACCAGGUCAAAGACACCGGGAAAGGACUGAUUUACAAAGACUGAAUGCUAAAGUCGAAUAUCUUCGCAAUCCACGUAAUAUUCCGCCUAAUUCGUACCCAACUUUGAUUAAAACUGACAAAAAUAAGUCCAAAAAGAUACCAACUAAGGAGCAACCUAGUACCAGGUAUUGCUGCGUUGUAUUUUGUAAUGUAUGUUAUGUACUAUUUAAAAAACGAGCAGGAGUGUUUUAUUAGGUUUAAAGCCACGAGCGCGCAGCGCGAGUGGCUUUAGACCUAAUAAAACACGACCUGCGAGUUUUUUAAAUGGCUUCAAAAACGUUUGCAUAAUAAGUCAAAUCUUUAUAUAAAAAUCUCUAUAUAAAAAUCUUUAUAUAGUUUGCAUAACAAUGGUCUUUUGUUAAAGUGUUCUUUAGCUGGUAUAAAGACGUAUGCACGUGACUAAUUUCUUACUCAAGAUUGGAUAAUUGCUUCAUGAAUUAUUAAUGAGUUUUUGAACCUGAUUUCCUAAAUAUAUUAUAUUAUAAUAUAGCAUUUGUAAAUUCUGAACGCUGAUUGGCUUAGAGCCGUGUUGAUAUAACUCGAUGUCAACACGGAAACGUUGGAAAAUUUAUUUCUUUAUGUUUCUUUGUGCUAUAUUAUAAAACAAAUAUAAAACAUUUUUUUAGAGUUCCGGUUCCGGCCGGAACUAGUAAAAAAAGCAUGGCCGGAACCGGAACUCUGUUGUUUCCGGGGGGAAAAAUAUCAAACGUUUUUGUGUCUAACAAAAGGUCACAGUAGGAAGAAAUUUGGACUACGCAAGGGAAAUGUACACUAUUAACACUUCAUUAUGACGUUUAACGCUUGUCAAUCUUUUUAUUCUAACAUUUGCGAGCUCUCUCCUUUAUGACUUGAAGUGUCUGCCUGUCUGGCAGCGGACAAAGUAACAUAUGACUAUAUAUGGCUUAAUAAAUUAGUUCCGGUUUCGGCCGGAACUUCCGGCCGGAACUUUUUUCCAGUUCCGGUCGGAUCCGGUUCCGGCCGGAACUUAAAAAACUGGUUCCGGUGCACCCCUAAUCUAUGCUUCUUACUGUGUAUGCCAUUUCAGCCUGUCUUCCCUUCUCUGCAUGCAGACCGUUCUAAAUGUUCUGAUCGGUUUGUUCCAUAGUAUCUAACCACCUUCUUCAUCUCAUCUUAUUACGUGUUCAUACGAUCUCAGCUUUCUCAUCUUCUCUACACCUUCCCACACCUCCUGAUCUCUUCACUCCUUACCUUCAGCGAACCCCCUAGGGUCUAUCUCAGUUCUGGCACCCCUGUCCAUCUCUUUAUGUCUUCUUUUUCCGCAUCGUUUGGCAUUCAACUCCGUAAAACAUCAGCCUCGGCAGUGUAGUGUAGAUUUUUAAUUUUAACUAUUUUCGCAUUUUCCUGUCACGGAUCAUGUACACAGUAUAAUAAACACUUGUUCCCUAUUUGUUGUAUAUUAGUGCACCGUCCUUUAAACCAUCUGAUGUCCUUAUUCCUUCACCAUCUCCAGUGGUUUUCAGAGAAUAUGAAGUUGGAGAAGUGUACGAGGUUUGUUGUAUAUUUUCCCUCCCAGUCAUAUAUACCAUGAGUAUCUUUCCAAGUUGUGUUUACAUGUUUAACAGUUAAUUGAAAGUUGAUCGUUACAGUGAAAAUACAAAAAGUGUCCCACUUCCGCUUCUGUAGUUUGUUGUGAUUUACUGUAAUUUGUUCUGUUUUUCUGUAGCGAUUACCGAUUUAUCGGCAAAUACUGCGAUAAAAUUUAAAUUUCGUUCCUUUUAUGCAAUGUAACUAACGAAAAAUGUAUUAUUUCCCUUUGCUACAAAUUAUCAUAUUUAAAAAUAGAAAAAACUAAGUUUUAUCGCCGUAUUUGCCGAUAAAUCGGUAAUCGCUACAGAAAAACAGAACAAAUUUCAGUAAAUCACAACAAACUACAGAAGCGGAAGUGGGACACUUUUUGUAUUUUCACUGUAAAUGUACUUCCCAGUUUUAAUUUCCAGGAAUGGAUCUAGCCAGAUCUGGUGGGAGAGGGCCGAGGGGGGCAGGUUCUCGCAGAGCUUUCGUCAUGCUUUAGGGUGCGACCGUUGACCAAGUGCGUAUCACUAGAUGAAGUUACGGAAGCAAGACACUAGUCUGACACUCCCAAUAAAUCCAUUCCUGUUAAUUUCUCUUUGAAGACUGCAUGACCCUAUAUAUAGAUUUUCUCUGAGUGAAAUAUCAUCAUUAUCAUGUUCCAUGUGAUAUUAAUACACCUUUUCGAUAAUUACGUCAUGAAUACGUUCUUGGCCCAGGCCUGACUCGUCCCCAGUCGUCUCUGUGAGCACGUGCGAAUUGGAAAGCGCGCACGACUGGGGACGAGUCAGGGCCCAGGCGCCUCAUUUUCAUGAAUCGUGAGCCAAUCACCUUCCGUCUUGAUUCAUGAGAGCGAGGCUCCCAGGCCAAGAAUGUAUUCGUGACGUAAUUAUCGAAAAGGUGUACCGUAUACCAUUAUCAUUCUUGGUUUCUGAGUACAAAAGAAUAUAACUUAAGGUUGAUUUCCACUGUUGCGUUUUUUUGUACGCACGUACACGCACGUAAAACUUUGAAUCCUUCUAUUUUUUAAAUAUUUUACAAAUCAUUUAACAAAUGCAUACUAAAACUUGCGGAACAAUAAAUUCUGUUGCUUUAUUUAUUUGGUUAUUUAUUAAGUAACAUUCAAAACGGAUUUAAAGUUUUACGUGCGUAUACGUACGUAUGAAAAACGCAACAGUGGAAAUCAGCCUUUAAUCUUAUAUACAGUAUAUUGAUUUAAGGUGAAGAUAACAAUCUGAUCCGAAUCUUGUAAUCUUUUAAGAUAAAACUGGAACUAAAGAACGUGUCUUCAUCAUCUCGUCAAAUUCGUGUUCUUCCACCAGCCACCAAGUUCUUCUCAAUUGGAUUAGGUAAGUAUGCAAGAGUAUAUUUUGAAUUCGAUAAGGUAUGCAUGUUUCGAGUGCAAAUUUGAAAACGAAACGAACACGAGUGACGUUUUCAUGUACAGUUUACAGAUUUUACUUGACAAAAGCCGUGGAGACGAGGUUGCUUUUAGACUACGUUCACACUCACCGGAGCGAAAUACAACGCAUUUUCGUGUACACGAAUUUACGUGUGUUCACACUACGUUGCAGUUUGUUUACAAAUUACUCUCGUAUAAACCCACUCACGUAUAAACCCAAAAUAUUUCAAAUAGCGUAAAGAAAUUUAAACAAAAAGCAUUCGAAUUUACUGUUUUGAGACCCGAGGUGCUUGGUUUGCAAGCGGUACGAAAAAGUAACGCCGUGUGUGUUCACACGAAGCCGCCAAGCGCUCCGUUUUCAUCUCGCUCCGUUUAGAAACCCUAAACCGUGCUCAAAUUGUUACGGCAAAAGUGACGGCGGUAGUCUUAGGCCCCAGAUACACGAUACAGAAUUCGCAUCGGAGCGACAUCAAUUUUACUGCUUCGAGGUGAAUUUGGCACUUAAAAUUAUGUUAAUAUAACAUAAUUAAACAAAAUCUUCAAAUCUGAAAAGUUGUAUAAGAGCAGACAAGACUGGAAAACACCUUAAAUUGAUGUCGCUCCGAUACGAAUCCGGUAUUGUGUACCUGGGGCCUAAGUCUGCUCUUCUGAAGGAUAGUUUUGUUUUUCAUAAUGAUGCUGGAAAGAGUUUAAAUUUGGAUUAUUGUGAAAUGUGACAUCAUAAUCGAAAAGCAGUUUUUCGUAUAUUAUUAUACUCAAAUCUGGGACAAGUUAAAUGCUUGCAUGUUAUUUGUAGUGAGUUUAAUUUUCCACUGAUGAUGGAUUUAUCUCCACCAGGUCAAUACCCUGGUGAACAAGGAAUCGUAGCUCCAGGCAUGAGCUGUCAAUUUGCUGUGAAGUUCGCACCUGAUUCCUUGACUGACUAUGUUGAUAAAAUACAGGUAAACAUAUUCUCCAAACGUCGAAUCUCGCAAGAUUUUUGUAUUUUGUUAUACAACGGUCACAGCAACAAUUAUGUUGCAUCUCGCCGAUUCUUGAUCGUAUGGAUCUAUUGGCCAGAAAAUAUGAAGUAAACUAAUCCACCAAGAUACCCUUCUACUAUAACGCAACCAGAUCUAAUCAAAUACGUUUAAUUUACCCGCUUAACCAAUCAGAUGCGUACAGGGCCAUUGAGAGGUAGGAGCAGUAGUCAAAUCUGAACCACUCCACAAACUUUGCUCGAAACGUCGGAUGCAUGGUUUUCAGAAAUUAGAAACUUUAAGAUUGACGUUUACGGCUAACCGCAAACUUCAAUCAGAUUUGAAGGUAAAUUCUACAAGUCUUCGACAGUUAAUUCAUUAGAGAUGUGCCAGGUACUGCUUUAUAUAAUAACUACAGUGAAACACGCAAUCUGAUUGGGCAACACCCGUGCAAGAUGAGAUAAUCCUGCACGGAAAAUUUUAAAUGCCUUCCGCGGGGUUUUCAAAAUGUCGGACAACGAAAACUUUUCAAUGCGUGAAAUAAACAAUAUCAGUAUAUUAAACGAGCGGCAAGUUCACCAAAACAGUGAACAAAGGUUUACAAUACCUACAGAGAGUGAAUUAACUUGACCAUUGUUUCACUGUAGUUAUUUUAUAAAACAAUUACCGAAUGGUCUUUUCGUGCAGGAUAGCGUGAUCCAUGCACUUGGGAUGUUUCUCCACUUUCGGAAAGCGUCAAAUCACGCUAUCCUGGAUCACGCUAUCCUGCACGGAAAACCAUUCGGUAUUCCUUUAUUGCUGGAUUGUAGUGGAUACCGAAUGGUGCCGAAUAGUAGUAUACCGGAUAAUAACCGGAUACUGUUGGUAGUACUUGGACGAUACGUCACUAACUUUUUGUCAUCAUAAAAUUGUCCGUUUAGUAUGUAGUACCAGGAUCACUUGUGGCACUUGCCUUUCACCUCUAAGGCCGCAGGUUCAAAUCUCAGUGAGAACUUCUCAAUGUGACUCGAACCAAGUCCUCAUGUGAAAAGAGUAGAAGUCAACGCUCUGCCGAAAGUCGUGGGUUUUCUCCGGGUACUCCGUGUUUCCUCCCACAGGGAAAGUUGACAGGGUGGUUUAGGCACACAUAGGUCUGGAGGCAGAUCAUUAAUGAGGUAUGGACUAAUAGUGGCUGCUCAAGCGCCAUUUGUAAGCUCAAGGUCUACCUCGGUCUGCUUCACGUCAGUCCGGUUCUAUCUAUCUAUUCAUAAUGUAACCGGUCACUGAAAAGCCCUGAUAGGGAGUGUGCUCUGAAAUAUCUAUCUACUUCCAACAGCUAACAGUUGACCUCAAAAUACGACUUGAAGUUUGCGGUUAACGGUCUGCCGUUAAACGCCAAUCUUAUAAGGUCUCUAUUAUUAGGCUACGUGGGAGAAACCAAAGGAGAUAACCUAGUUAAAGUAAAUUCAAUAUACAUCAGUUGGUUAAUAGUCCAAAAAUACCUUACAGAUACGUACGCAGCUGGAUGAUACUUUAGACAUAGCACUACUUGGAAAACGCAAGCCACCUCAAUUAACAAGUAGGUUGAAAGUAAAGUCAUUAAUAAAUUCAUUAUGUGUUGUAUGGGUUGUAAAUUCGCUAUAUGUGUAGUAUAUGUUACUGCAGAAUAUAGAAUUUAUACAGAAUAACAUUAUUAUCUCUAUUUCGUUUGUGUUGAUCGAUGUGGUGCUUUUCAUGCAUUGUCAUUUCAUGUACACCAGUGGCCAAUUAUCACUUAUUUACUGAGACCGAAGGAAACAGUGUGUUUUGUGGACCCGAGACCGUCGAUGUUUCAUGAAACAUCGACGGUCGAGGGUCCACAAAACACACUGCUUUCCCGAGGUCUCAGUAAAUAAGUGUUUUAUUAUAUAUCAAUAGUCAAAGAAACAACAAAUUAAAGAACAAAUGAACGUAAAUACUUGAAAUAUUUUAUUGUUAAAACGUUAUAUUAAACACUGGCUACACUGCAGUUACUUAAAGCGAAAGUUUUAAUUACGUACUAGGCAUGUCCAAAGGUCGCAUCUUCACGUGAUGGCGCACGUGAUUUUUUUUCGUUAUUCGCCGGUCGAUAACGUGUUAUCUCCCUCUCACGCUGUUGCGAGGGAGACAGCCUAAUUUCGUCACUCUCACGUGAUAUGCUCUCAACCAAUAAAACACUAGAAAAAUGCGACUUUGACUAUUGAUAUAUAAUAAUUCAGGUUAUUUUCACACGAGAGCGAAUGAAUUUACAACCAUAAUAUAUCAUGCAAAUUCGUCAGGUUUUACAGGCAUUAAAUGUUGUUUCGAAUUCGAUCAGUUUAUGCGACCUGUGUGAAUGCAAGGGCGGAUCGUGCAAAUAUGGGUACCAUUUCAUAUUCAUCAGAUGAUCUGUGAACGGAGCCUCAGGUGCUACCGCUGUCGUUCCUUUGCACUUUCUUGACCCAACAGAAUUAGGAUUUCACGUGAAGACAUUAUUUCCGUGCAACUUACGUUUACCAGUUAUCGUUCGAAAUAUUAAUAAACACUAUCCCCGUUCGCCGUUCUGUGUUUUCCAAUGCUUGGUCUUUUUCCAGGUUUCACGUGAUGUUUAAUUAGUCGCGCGUGCAACCCAAGAAAGUUGGAUGUGAGACUAAUUAUAUUAUUACGUCACUAAUUAAAUUAUGUCGUCACUAAUUUUAUUGCAACGUCCGUAAUUUAAUUUUUACAUUUAUUGUCAUUGUUACAUGACAAAUUAUAUUAUUACGUCACUAAUUAUAUUACGAAGUCACGUAACAUGUGAGAUUUUUGUGUGUAGUUCAACUUUCAUGGUGUGCACGCGAGGGCUGAAGGGAAGUUAGGGAACUGGAAAAUGUCAAGCUGGACAGCUUCAGCACAUGUUCAAAAAUGUUCGCUCGUCUCGCGCGGGCAAAGCGACCGUAAUGGAAAACGUUCUUUAUGUCGUACAAAGAACUCGAAUCUGACCAGUCACGCUGGUGGUGGACUUUAUCACAUCGCUUCCUAAAUAUUAGAGAGGUUCAGAUUUUGAACUACUGCUAGCAUGAACCAAUCAGAUGCGUUUAAUCUACCCGAUUAACCAAUCAAAUGUGUAAUCAGCCAGUGAGAUGUAGCGGUAGUCAUGGAAGUGAAAUCUGAACCUCUCUAAUAGUACAAGAGAUGCAGCAACUAACUUGUAAUAUGUGACUGCAAUACAAAAGAGAAAGUUAGUUUAAACCCAUGCAUUCAUGUGAGUACUAAUAAGUCAGUAAAUGUUAUCUUAUCCUCUGCUUUCAGUACCUACAAUACUUGACUGUGGAUACUGCUUAGUUGGUGGUAACAAAACUGUAUCAUUCAAGUGUCUGAAUGUUGGUGGUCCUGGACGAUUUUGCAUCCUGCAUGAAUCUGAAUGGCCAACAACGACAUGGAAGGUAUACAAUCCCCGAUGAAAUUUCUCGAACGACAGUUCUUUAAUUAAUAAGACUGCUCUCAAUAACCUUCAUUAGUAUAAUUACAUAGGUGAUUAUUGAAAAUUCUCCACGCUGAUUGGUUACCGUUGAGGUGAUUAUUACGCGAUAAUCACCUAAGCGAUUUUCAAAAUGGCGGAGCCUUUUUGUCAAUUAAAUGACGAAGAAAUGUGUAUUUUCUUAUUUUUUUCCAAAUAAUCACCUAUGAAAUUAUACUAAAACAAUUAUUACCUCAGGCUCGGUGAUUAUCGUGAAUAAAAACCUCGACUUCGUCUCGGUUUUUAUUCACCGAUAAUCACCUCGCCUUCGGCGAAUAAUUGUUAAUUAAUAUGUAGAAAACAGAUUUACAGCCAAUAUAAGUUAUCUGCAUCAUGGAAAAGUAAUACGGAAGGAAUACAUUAUUUAAUGUAGACUUACUAAGCUAAAGGGCAUUCGACGAUGGCUCGACGAAGGGCCUUCGCUCGAAAGGUCGAUGUUUUGCUUGUAUUUUUCAGGUAGUUGAAUCCCUCUCAAUGGACCUAUUCCCAAAUGAACAAAAUUUUGAUCUAGAUAUUGAAGUCUGGACAAACAAUCAGAGGUGCUGGAAUAUUCGAUAUUCCCCAAUUCUCCGGCUCCUCUGCGAAACAAUUCACCACAGCUUGAAAGAGCAUCACAAAAUUAGUAAUAUUCCGAAGUUUCGUUGCGAAAUGUUGUAAAAUGCGGAUAAUAUAGCCCUGCGAAAUUUGCCGUUUUUCAGUCAUUUUGUAUUAUACGCACGGCAAAUUGAUACUGCUUUCUGAAAAAGGUAGACUUAUCUAGAUCAAAAUUUUGUUCAUUAGGGAAUAGGUCCAUUCGCAGCUUUCUGCUGGUGUUAUUGUCACUACCAACGCUGCCACGCUGGCACAGACCGUUCCAGUUACUAAGCUAACUCAUAUUUAUGUCCUUUGCCGCCCAAAUCACAUUUUUGGACAACUCACCUACUUGGGGAAUAGGCAUUCUGGUAGCCAUAUUUCCAUGCUCGUUCAUACACUUUAAACAAACCUUACUUUUAUAAACGUGGUGGUAAUAUAUGUAUAAUAUUUGUAUAGUGGAGUCUGAGUAGCCCAGGUUUCUUGACGUUGGAGCCUUUCUGCAUGCAACCAGCGAUGUUUCAACUGCUUGAAGGAGAGGAGAUCGAACUUCAGGUAAUGAUUAAUAUUUCAUUACACUUUUCCUUUAAGCUACUGUAUAGAUAUAUAGUGUUCUUUAAACUUCUUGAAAUAGAUAAUUAUAAGUGUUUGAACUAAUUUUCAGGUAGUUCUAAUAAAUAUAAUCUACACUGCCCCCCCCCCCCUUCCCCAUUAAUCCUGACCUUAAUAUACAGUGCAUCGUGAUAAUUAUUUUUCAAAACAUUUUGUCUGUAGAGUAAAGCCUGGUUCACACUAGCCAUUCUGUCGGCGAUUUUUCUCCUCUUGGCAAAUGUGAUCGAAUGAAUGACAUGCAAAAGACUCAGAAUUGUUUACUUCUGAAAAGCGACUCUAUACUUUUGUGUGUGCGAGUUCACUCAUUUGCAUCCGUCAGAAGCACAAAAUCGCCGACAAAAUUGCUAGUGUGAACCAGGCUUAAUUAAAGAAAUCAUGAUUUUUUUUAUGUUUCUUUGAAUUUAGUUGACAUUCCAACCCUUGAGUGCAAAAUAUUACAAACACGAAAUUUUCAUGACCUGUGAUAAUUGUCAAGUGAAACAAUUCACAAUACAGGGUAUGUAUUUCUAUCAUGUACUUGCCUUGUUACAUUGUAUUUUAUUGCAUUCCAGUGUGCUUCAUUGUAUUGCACCGAAUAGUGUAUUAGUUCCUGUACUCUACUCUACUCUACUCUACUCUACUCUACUCUACUGCAAUGCACUGUGGUGCUGGCCCAUUAUAUUCCGUAUGCUCUCUAUUACACUGUUCCUGUAGUAAAAUCUCGGUCGGCGCCAGUGUAGAUAUAGACGGUGUGAUGGAUAUGCAACUAUACCUGAAAAUAUAAGCAAAACUAAAUGAAACAUCGUGCAAAACAUAUAUUUUUCAGAUGGUUGUAUAUCCUUCACACCACAGUUGUCUAAUGAGUAUAUAAUUAUGUACUAUCUUGACAAUGCUUGCGUUUCUCCACAGUCCACUGAUACCCAGUCUUUUGCGCGACCUAUCUAUUGUUUCGAACCUCAACUUAGGUCGUAUGCCCGGACGUUUGCAUCCUAGUUAGCGAACGGAAAUAGAGACGGAAAAUGUACUUAUCUGACUAUCUAAUCUAUCUGGACUAAAUUGCAUUCUUUUAAGAGUAAAUACAAUGUCAUGUAAACUACAUUUGUUCAAUUUUCAAUAAUUCAUCAAGGCCACGAGCGUUUAAGCGCGCAUUUCAGGAGGGGAAAGCAUUGGCAUCCCCUUUUGUGGCCUUUUCGGCGCUUUAAACAACGUUAACACUAAAUAGCCCAAUGUAUGCGCAGUCAUACCUGUAGAUUUUAUUUUUGUAGAGGUAGCCAAUCUUCAAAUGGAGCUAGGCUUUGCCACAUUCUCGUAGCCAGAGCCCAUCAAACACGUGGUCAACAGCAUGACAAGGGUCGAGGGGUACGAGAAUGGGUUGCGCCGCAACUGCAGAUCAAAAUUUAAUCUCUGAACGAAAUGCCAAGUGUGCCGCUAGGGGCUUCCAAUGGAAAAUCCGAAACUCGAGGCUUAGUCUGUAGGCUUAGAUACAGUAUCUAGCUUUUUCAUGAUAUUUGGAGUUGUACUUAGCUCCAAAUGAUUUUUGAAGUUAGCCAGUAACUCCACAAUUCAUAUUUCAACUCAGUUUUGAAUUACACAAGUUACUCAAGUGUAUAUUUUGGUUUGGAGUUAGCCCUUUAUAGACUUUGGAGGUAGCGUCGCUCCACUGCUUCCUACUUCCUGCAGCCAUGUGCGCAGUCUUUUGCCUGAUUAAGUGCGUCGAACAUUUUCCUUGCGAUAUAGUAUCUCCUAGUAAAUCCACUUAAUUCUACUGCAGUUUAUUUACUGUGUACUAAAAAAAUGACAGUACAGCAUUCUGUGGCGAUUCCUUUUGUGUAUUAACUUGUGCACGCAACUUUUAAAGGUGUUGGACAGACUGCAAGAGUUCAGUUUAUGUCAAUAGAUGGAGGAGUUAGUCAGGCUGUGAUUGGCGAAAGUUGCGAUCCGUCUGCCAAUCAUCUUGUUCGAUUUUCUGAUCAAAACCCGUGUACAACAGCAAAAAAGAAACUGGUGUUGAAAAAUAUGAGGUUUGUAAUACGUUUUGCACACUGAAGUUAUACAGUUGAUGCUGAACAACACGGGAUAGAAUUCUCAAGGUUUUGUGGUUUAAGGUGCCAAAGCUCUGACCAGGUGUUACUGCAUGGGAUGGCCGAUUGGGAUACUGUACGUACAUACGAAUACAGUAUAUGUACAACACACUCAACGCGGGAUAUUCAGUCAAACAAUUAUUCACCGAAGUAGACCAUAGCCUAUCGAAGGGAAGAUGGCUGUGAAACUCAUUAGAAUAACAAUAUAGCUCAUUAUCUAUAUGUUUGUCAACGUUUAUUCAUAAAUCUGGUCCUUCACCGUCACGUGUGUAUUUUUGCCAAAUCCACCAAUAGCAAUUUCCCAAUUGUUCGAGUCACAAAUAGGUAACUUUCCUGAAACAUUCCUAUUGUUUAGUUGGGCAAAAAUACAAUAUACACGAUGAAGGACCAGAUUUAUGAAUAAACAUUGACCAACAUAGAUAAUGAGUUAUAUUGUUAUUCUAAUGCGAUUCACAGCCAUCUUCCCUUCGGUGAAUAUCCUUGCACUAUUCACCGUCAUGGAGGUUGAAUAGUUUUAGCAUAUUCCAUAACAAAAAUAAAUGACCAAAUUUUUAAAUUAAUUUUGUAUUUCAGCUUCCGUAAUAGGUGAAACAAAGCAGUAUUUACACGCUUUUGGUAAUUUUAUUCAUCGGAAAUAACUUUAAUUAAUUAAAGAAUACCUCUACACACUGUUGAACAGUGUUUGGCGAAACCGCAGCUUCGUUUAGCAGAAAAAUUUGCUCGUCUAUAACCGGAACAAAACGACAGCCAUUUUGUAUUGUUCUGAAGCGAAUAGUGCAAGGGUAUCCGGAGCUGAGCAACCAAUCAGAUUGCGUGAAAAGCACUAUCCACCGCCGGAGUAUAUGCUAACAUGAUUUCUACAGUCAUAUCCCGGCCAUUCUGCUGCAUGUGGACAACAAGCAUGCAGUACUUCUAUAAAACUCGUAUAUGUGGAUUAGAUAUCCUGUAUACAUAUAUAAUAUUUCUGUGUGUUUAAAGGCCAUUUUCCAUUGCAGUCUCUUUGCCCGCGCGGGCGGAGCGUUCAUUGUUUUUUGAAGCCCGUCACGCCCGCGUGAGCAGAUUUUCAAAGCCCGCUCCGCCCGCGCGGGCAAAGCGACUGCAAUGGAAAAUUUCCUUAAGUCGGAAGUGUCAGUAUAGUCCGAUAACUUGUAUGUUAAACUGAAGACUUCGAUUCCCGGUCGGGACAGUCAGGAAGGAAUUUUCAGCAAGUGAUUCGACCCACAAAUUAGGUUUUCACUACAACUUCGUAUUCUUUCGCAUCUCAAAAUCUGCAGACUUUUCUCUUAGAAACCAUAUGAAGUUAUAUAAACACACUUGAAUGUUUCUUGCAGCAAUGUACCUCUACCUUUCAAGUGGAAAAUAAUGAAACCUUGCAUGAAAGAAACAGAGAAUGAUAAGAACAGACAAGAGUCCCAGGCUAUUGAUAAACAUUCCGUGUACAGCAUUAGUCCAAGCUCUGGAAAAUUCCAACCUGAUGCCAGUUUCGAGUUUGAAGUGACGUCAUCACCAAUCGAGGUACGUUCAUUGAACUAAAAUAUAUGGAACGCUACCUGCAGCCGGAAGUUUGAAGCCGCGAUUUCCGGUUAGAACCAAGUCUUUCCUCGCGAUAAAUACGCGCGGCCAAAACACAAGCAUUUAAAUUUGAUUUUAUAAAUUGUUUUAAAAAAUAUCCUUGAAAAUGCAAUCAUGUCGCUGCCGAAAGAUGUUUUUUAUUGAAUAAACUUUGUCUUUUUUAAUGAAAUUCAUGAAAACUAUGCCUAGUUUUUAUUUAAAAUUUACACUUACGUUAUUUGUUUUGUUUUUCGAAAUGCCAGGUGAGCAGAAUGCAAAGUUAAACCUAGUUUUGUCCCCGAGUGUGGAAAAAUAAAAAUCUUUCAUACGUACUUUUGACCGACCUUUAAACAUGACGAUAACAACCCUUAUGAGCCAUGAAUGAGGAAUAAGAAGAAAUAGAUAGUAUAUUAUUAUUUAUUUAUUAUUAUAAGUAUUUAUUUAUUCAUUUUACUUCACUAAAAAUUCACAUUUCACAGGUAUUUAUUUAUUUCUUGUUUACUUUACUAAAAAUUCACAUUUCACAGGUAUUUAUUUAUCCUUUGUUUACUUUACUAAAAAUCCACAUUGUUUCCUGCCAAUGUUCCCAAGCCGGCCAAGGUGGGCAAACGGAGAAACAAUGUUUCCGCAACUGUAAUCUUAGUCUGAACCUGGUAGGAAACAUUCUUGUUUCCCAAGAAGCAAAAUUGUUUCUGCAACAAUGUUUCCACAGGUGGGCAAAUGGGAAAACAUUUGAGGAAACAUCGAGAAUCACUAAUGUUUCUGCAACAAUAUUUCUUAGUUUGGGCUUAAUUAUACACAAAAAAAACAAACAUAAACCUGAUAUUUGUGAUGUUACUCUGAGUGUAUAUCCACACCGGGCGAGCUUGAAAAAUAUGCCCGGCCAUGGUGGGAUUCGAACCUACGACCUUUGGAAUACUAGCCAAAAAAAAAUCAUAUUACUAGAAUACAUUGGUAUCGAAGGAACUAGAUUCAGUUCCUAAAUAUCACUUACUCGAACCGCCCUGACCGCGUAGCUCAGUUGGAAGAGCAUUGAGCUAGUAUUCCAAAGGUCGUAGGUUCAAAUUCCUCCGUGGCUGGGCAUAUUUUUCAAGCUCGGCCCGUGUGGAUAUACACUCAGAGUAACAUCACAAAUAUCAUAUUCACCUGAGUACACAACACCAACACAGAAAAAAAACAACAAAAAAAAAACAUAAACCUGUGAUAUUAGAUACUUCAAAGAAAAUAUAACAAAAACAAGCCUAUUUUACACAUUUUGACUUUUGACAUGUGUACAUCACCUACAAAAAAAAACAAACACAAGAAUAAAUAAGACAAGCAGACAGACAGAAGGGUGAUAAUUAAGUGAAUUAAAGCUGAAUUUACAUAAAAAUUAUUAUUAUUGUUAUGGAUUUCCUUUGAAAAAUAAUGCUUUACAAAUAUGUUGGGAGAAUUAUGUUCAAAAAAGUUAAUAAAAAGCCAUGGCAAGUCAACCAGGACAGUCGUAUAGGCAGCAAGCAUUUCCAAUCAACUGAUUACAACUUGCCUCCUUCAUCCAACAACACAUGUCGACUCAAAAAAUAUGCUUUUCCAUCUGGUUCACCUGUACAUUCUGACCCACCAACAUUAACAGCACAUGACGAGGAAUUAAACAGAAGAACAGACCGUGAGACCAUGUCCAGCACAUGAAAAUGAUCCUUCAAUUUCAGAAAAAAAGACCAAGAUGUGCCUCAAGUGAUGAAUUACACAAAAUUACAUCCAGGCUUUAUUGAUGAGGCAUUCUCAUCCCUUUCUCAGAAGGUUGAGGUAAGCAUUAUCAGCCGAGCCCAAUCAAAUACUGACAAAGAUUACUGUUUGGUAAUAGACGCAAUGUCUAUCCGAAAACAAACCAUUUGGAAUCCAGAAAAAGACUCCUAUGGAUUUGUAGACUUUGGAAAUGAGAUUCCUAAUGGACAUUUAGAAAAAUUGGCCACAGAAGCUUUGGUUUUUCUUCUGGUAGGCACCAGAAGUCAUUGUAAAUGCCCAGUGGGAUACCUCUUGGCUGAUAAAAUGAAUGCAAAGGACCAAGCCACACUGGUAAAAAGUGUCUUGAAAAAGUUGCAAAUGCUAAUCUAAAAAUGUGGUCAGUAACAGCUGAUGGCACAGAUGUUAACAUUAGUACAUUCAAAACACUGGGUUGCAAAUUUUCUGGUAACUUUUAAGAAUCCAACAACCAAAGAUGUUUUUGUGAUACUCGACCCUGUCCAUAGGAUCCUUUAUAAUGGGCCAUUCCAUUUAAUAUAGGCACCCCCCUAUUGAGGGGUCUGGAUAUCCUAUGCGGGAGGGGGUUUUUACCUAAAAUUUUUAAAAAAAAUAGCAAAAAUUAGGUGUUUUAGUGAUAUCCAAGGGGGUAAAAACGAUAUCCUAAAGGGGGUAUAAAGAUAUCCAUGGGGUAACUUCCAAAAAUCACAUCCAAGGGGGUUCUAAAAUGUUUAUAUCCUAAGGGGAUUUGGAAGGGACCCCUCAAUAGGGGGGUGCCCGGCUAUAUUUAAUAAAUGGAAUGGCCCAUUGAUGGAGAUGGCAACAUCAUAAGAUGGAAACAUAUCGAAGAGCUUCAGAAUAUUCAAGAACAAGAAGGAUUGAACCUGGCAAACAAACUGUCCUCAAAUCACAUACAAUUUCAGUUACUCUGUUGCAGAUGCGAUUGAGCUUCAUGCAUAUUUAAUAAAUUUAGUAAAGGCACUUACGUGUUUACAACUUUACAAUGCCACUCUGAAUCUCUGAAAUAUCCAUGUCGUUUGUGUACACAUUCAAUUUGAACGAAAAAAUGUUUCAUUUCCCCGAUUUACCGAUCGAAUACACGUAUGAAAAGUUAUGAUUCAUGCUGUAUUGAAUGAAAAUUUAACCGAUUAGCUCCAUAACAAGAGAGUGCCUUCCUUUUCAAAACCUUUUCAAUCACAUGUUGCUAUAAAUGCAUGUUGGUUGGCUGUCGCUGUUCUUCGGCGCCACGCAGGAAACGCGACAACGCGCGUGAAUUUUACCUCCAGACACGCGUGUCUGGAGGUAAAAUUUGGCUUCAGGCAAGUCUGGGCAUGUUCAGUUAAGGUAGCGUUCCAUAUAUUUUAGUUCAAUGGGUACGUUAAACAACCCGAGUUUACAUCAGUGAGAUCUCUAUAUAUAUCUGGAACAAGAACGUCACUCGUUCGGCCUGUGAGAAAAGUGAAGCCAAGAUGGCGGAAUUGACGUCCAAAAUCUAUGAAGGUCGUAAAUAGUCAUCCAUGUCAUAAUAAAUUGGCGAUGUGAAACUGCAUGUGUUUUUGGCUAACUUGUUAAGUCCUGUUUAAUUUUUAAGGUUGAUGACUUUCACAGCGUGGCUCAUCUUGUGUUGGAAAAAGUUCCAGUGUUGAACUCGACAGGAAACAUACCACAGGAAGAAGACGUAACUUCAAUGAAAGUUGAGUUCAAGAUGUCGUCUAAGGUAAGAUUACACCUGAAAGAAUAUUCGUGUGGAAUGACGUUCAACACCAUGGCGGAGAGAAUUAAGGAGGGGGAUUCGAUUAUGUUUUGACCCCAUGAAUGUAUACCGCAUUUUGAUGUGUCCAGUCACAGAGGAGAGACAUACAGAGUUGUAACUAGUGUACCGACUUUUUGGUGCGCAUGCUCGGCAAGUUACCAGAUGCAUGCAUCUGAUUGGAUGACGAUCUGAUGACGACUCACUUUAAACUUGCUGAGCACACGCAGUUGAUCCCAACGGUUCAUCAGCAGUCCCAACGAUUCAUCAGCAACCGAGAAUUUCUUGGUUUUAUGGAUAUUGUUUUCGGAUUUCUGCAUGUCUGGUACCAUAAAAGUGUAACCAUAAUUUUUUAUUGUUCGUCGCAGCGAAACCAAGAAAGUGUUUUGUGCAUUUAUUUAUUAAUGAAAACUGCGCAUUUCGGAUUUGAAAUAUUUCAGAAUAUUUCAUAUAACUAUAUUUCAGAGUACUUGACUUCAAAGUAGAGUAGAGCCAGUAGUUUCUAUUUUGUAUUCUUUGCAUUCAUAUUCCACUAUGAAACAAUUUUCAAUGUUUGGUUCUGCAGUGAAGAUCCAAUUACGUGAAAAAGAUAUUUGAGGAUAGGUGUAACUAUUCAUAAAACAUGCAUAUGAGUUAAUUUUAUAUUGUUCUUUAUCCAGCCUUUCCAAAUUAUGGUUGAUCCGCCUCUUCUGUUGAUACCAGGGAAACGUUUAGUGAGAAAGAUGUAUAAAUUUCGUAUUAAGGUAACGUACAGUUGGGUUAACAUUGUUACACUGGGGGCUUCAUAUGCGUAGGAAUAAACCACGAAUAAAAUAAAUCGAUGUUCAUGUGAUGACUUUGUUUGCGAUCAACUACCAAAAUUCUAAAGUAGAAUAGUCUAUGCAACCAAUAUGAUGUGAAAUAUAGGAUGAACUCGCGAAGUAUCAAAUCACAACAGUGUAUAUACAUAUGUCAUUACGUUUCCCCAAUGACGUCAAUAUUAAUAUGGUACUGUGAGCAAAAGCAAACUGAUUUGUUAUUUUUAAUAUGACUUGAUAAUAUCCCCUAACUUUAAAAACCAACAAAUUUAUAAUAAUGAAGUGAUUCUCCAAGAAGAUAUACUCAUUUUCGACUAUUUUCUAUAUAUAAACGAUGCAAGUAUUACAAAUAAGGCGAAAUCCCUUGACCAUGGUAUAGAAAUUAAACUAUACAUGGCAUGGAUAACAGACCCGCUCAACAACGUACGUUAUUAAUUCAACUUAAAAAAUUGUCUUCUGUCAUCCCUAUUUUGUAGAUAAAGAAUAAUAGUGUAUCAAAAACAUCGUAUGAAUGGGAAAAAUCACCUGUGAUUGAUAUCCAGCCCAAGUCAGGUUGCCUUGGUAAGCCAGAGUAUUAUCACAGAUUAAGUAUAUACCAGAUGUGUAACUUAAUAGGACUACGUGUCCUCAAAUUUCCCUAUAGAUGUACACGUCAUGCUCACGCCAUGACACUUGCUAGCAAAAUGGCGUCCUGAAAAACACGAACUUUUGGAUUUUAUUGCGGCUUUUUUUAUCGAAAUUUAUGGAUUAAACAAUCAAGACCAUCAUUUGUUGAAUGUCUAAAGUUGUUGUAAAAAAGUGUUGUAAAGUUGUUGUAGUUGUUGUAGAAAAGGUGUUGAAAGCAUUUUUGAAAGCAAUGACGUAUUACCAAAUGACGAAUAAUCACGCGAGCGACACUUGCUAGGAAGAUGGCGAUAUUAUGCAUAGUAUUAUCACAGAAUAGAUACCGGACCAGAAGUGUCACUCCUAUGUGUUUUGGCUCAAGGAAAACGUCCGAAAUUUUUUUGCGUGCUAUGACGCCAUCCUGGAGUGCACCCGGCACUUUGUACCUAUGUUUUCCUAUGAAAAACUUCCGUGUGCACUCCAGGAUGGCGUCUUAUGAUGGCGUAUUUUCACGUCAGCACUCGUAAAAUUUCGGACAAAAUAUCGUCUGAGUGACACUUCUGGUCCUGUAUCUAUUCUGUGGUAUUAUACAUGUUCCUGUACAACCUACACCCGGGAUUUGCAGAUUUUUUAUUUCUGAACUGUCAAUUCCCCACCCGCGGGCAAAUAAAAGCCAAUUCUUCACUCCGGGGACAACAUUCACAAACCAUUACUGCACACAAACAUGUUAUCACAAUUUCACAAAUGUCGACCAUUAAGCCAUCGAACGUGUUCACUACGGCUAUGUUACUGUAGUGUUACACGAGACAUUCGUUCUCGAAAUUUGCAACGCACCCAAUCUCUGAUCUACAUGCAGGCAUGUUUAACCCAUUGAGCGCCGGCACUCUCCCCUUGGCGAUUAAAAUCGUCUGGCGUUAGACAGUAAAAUAAUAAAGUAGGACGCACUAGCGCGCAAUACAAUCCAUCAAUCAACGCCAUCUUUAAUAGUCGAGAAACAGCUCGCAGCGGCUGCGAGUUUGCAGGCUAUAAGCCCAAACAGGGUUCGUAGCGGUCUUUGAAAUCCUUGAAAGUCUUUAAAUUUGAAUGCAGGUCUUUAAGGUCUUUGAAAAGUCUUUGAAUUGUGUGAAAAAGUGAAGAAAUCUUUAAAAGUCUUUAAAAUUAAUUCUUUAGUGAGUAUUUGAUCAUACAAUUCCCUAGCUAAAAUAGAUUGAUUGAAGAGCAAGCAAGGUUUUCGCAAAUAUCGACGAAAAGGUACAUUUUUAGAUGUGAUGUGGCGAGACUAAUUAUUGGGCAAAAAUGGUGCUUAUACACUCGCAAUUUUUCGACAGCUGAUUGCUCUCAAAGGUCUUUGAAAAGUCUUUGAAAAUAGGCAGAAAAAAUCUUUGAAAGUCUUUGAAUAUUUUUGGUCUUGGAGACUACGAACCCUGCUCGCUUGUGAACACUACUGAGUAUUGUUCGUUGUCAACCUGGAUCUAGGGCCUUCUAUUUAUAUUUUAGCACUUUUUCACGUUAGGGGAAUUGGUUGUGUUGUCUCACUGCACUUGCAAUAAGGCACUGAUGUUUAAAAAUAUGUAGAAUUCUUAUUUUAACACUUGUUUGUAUCUGCCAUAGAUAUUGACCAAGAAGAAAGCAUGGAAUUAAAUCUAUGCGGGAUACAAGCUGGGAACUUUGCGUCAACAGUGAAAUGUCACGUGAAUUAUUCAACAGAACCCAUAUACGUCCACGUGAAAGCAAACUUCGAGGUAAUUGUCUGGAUAAGUGUUGAUAUCAUGCUCAGCUUUAUCCAAUAAUUGUUUCUUGUUCUUCUGAUGACUUUCAGGGUCCUUUUGUGAGAGUGGAAAAUGCAGAUAUUGAUUUUGGUUUAGUGAGAUUUUCCUGUUCGGCUGUUCAAACUAUAACGAUAACAAAUCUCUCUGAAGUUGCUGCCGUUUGGUGCCUUAAAGAAGCUUUGCCUUAUAAUCUCAUCAAUAUUGACAAGGUUAGUUCUGAGGGCAAUAUUUUUUAUUCAGGAGGUAGCUAAUAUUCUGGUUUAUAGCCCUGAUACAAAACGCCCUUAGCAAAUUAAGCCCCGCCCCGUCCUUUUUCUCUGGGGGAUAGUGGUCCUUCAAUUGGAAGAUGUAAACAACCAUGCAGGGCAUUAUUGUCGAAUGAUGCCGAAUGCACGUGAUUUAUGUCGAAUAUGCAGAGGAUUACAAUACGUAAAUUAAGAAACAAGAAACCUGGAUUGAAAACAAAAUAUUUAUUUUGCUGACAUUUUGCUCCUUGUACUUAGUUAGAUCUUAGGGUGAACCACUCUCCUGUUUUUGACUUUUUGUAACAACAAAUUACCACAAUAUUCGUACAAACAUGAAAAGAAAUUGUCGUCCCAGAGAGAUACGAGUUUAGUGAACCAUACCCAACACGUAACUACUACACACAUACAUGAAACAUCAUGCGUACAACGAUCUUUCAAAGUAUACAGUUACAACUUCUAUCAUUCAAAAAGUACGGCAUCAUAAUUAUUCAAAUUCCAACUUAAUUAAAGCGAUCAAUUUACAAGAAUAGAAAUCAAACACAGAAGUCAGAAAUACACUCAAGCAGGCUAGGAGUUUCGACAAAUCCACGCACAGAUUACAUAACCUUAUAUUUAAAUCUAUUUAUUGGCUAUCUUGUACAUUAUAAACCUGCGUAUUUUUAGGGAUACAAAGAAAUGCCUUCGGAAUUUCAAUUUCGUCCCCAGAAUGGAGAACUUGGAGCGUUUCAGAAAGUUGAUGUUCAUGUAGUUUUCACGCCUUUGACCUGCAGAAGAGUCAGGAGUGUGAUCGAAUGUGAUGUCCUGGGGAACCCACCAAGGUUUAAAUUCUUAUUUCCUAAGGAGGAUUGUAGAAAUAUUGGAUAGCUUUGAGCUUCUUUUAUCACAAUGUCUGAGCAUACAUUGUUUUUUGUGUUAUCCUUAUACAUUUUCAAUAACUUAUAGUUACAUACGAGCGACGGCCGAAGUUCAAAACCCAGAAAUAUGUAUUCUGUCCUCGAACGUUGUCUUGGAAGAAGUGUAUGUUGAUGUGCCAGUUGUGAAGGAAAUUGUGUUGGAGAACAAAACCUUGUUGUCUUCCAAUAUCUCCUGGAAACAGGUCAGUUCUUCGCCUGAGCGGAAUUUGCCCAGAAAGAUGCAUGUAGCCACAUUCCUGGUAUUAUCAUACGUCACAUACUCAUGCAGUCAAGAAUUUGUAGUCCUUUUUUCUUUGCUAUACAUUUUUUUACAAUUUUAAAGUGGAGAUGUUUAUUUCUAUUUCAUGACACAAACUAGGUGAUCGUUAGUCUGCACGAUACAAAACCAAAUUUAUUGAAUGAUCAUGCAUGCGAAUGAUAGGAAUUGCAUCUUAUGAAAGCAUUUUACAUGUCCAUGAGUGGUAAACAAGUAGGAAAAUAAUAUACGAAGAGCAAUUUUUUUAAAAAUUUACUAGUGUCUUGGAGAGGAUUCACAAUUCUGUUCAGUGGAAUUCCAACCCAGUAGUUGUACAAUUGGACCACGAGAACGGAAGAUUUUUACUGUAUCAUUUACUGGAUCAAGGGAAGGUUCUUUAAAUGAUAUUGUUGCUGUAUGUGAAGCACAGGGAAUGGAGAAGUUCAUAUAUUUAUCAUUUUCUGGAACAGUGCGUGGCUUGGAGGUUACGUUUAGAACUGAAACUGUUCACACAGAAGAUCAAAUGUGAGUAUGAAUUGACUGUAAAGUAUAGUGUUUACCUGCCACUCCGAGGAAAACUUGUAAAUUUGGCAAGAAUCUUUAAGAUUGAAAACUUUGGGCUUCAGUUAGCGUCGGUCGCUAUAUAACUACCGUCAUAUAUUGUUGAAACUGAAAGGCCCUUCGUCAGAAGAGUUGGUGAACGCUCUCGUUUGUGUAAUCUAUCCAAGGCCGGGCCAAGGUAAUUGUGAUACACUUUGGCCAUGUAGACCAAUUAAGGCCAACGAUCACAGUGGGCCUAGCCCUGAUCUACGCCUACAAAUCUGGGCCCAUCCCCGCUAGGCCAGUGUUUGUUUACAAAGUGUAGGCUAACAUAGCAAGACUCAGGCUAGGCCGAGGUUUACAGUGUAAACACGGCUUAACGUCUCAAGAUUGAUACUUUACUUUAUUUUACAGAGAUAUUCCAAAAGAGGCAGAUGAAAACCAGCUUAGUUUAAACUACGGAAAGACUGGUCUUGGUGAAACGCCAAAAGCUUUGGUAAUCCUCACUAAUAAAACUGCAAUAGCUACAAAGUUCAACGUUGCAGUGGAAUAUUUUUGUGCUGCUAGAACACCUACUCCACCAACAGGUAAAUUGACAUAAUCAUAACAAGACAGACCGAAAGCGGUGUUUUCUCACUAUAUAUAGUAUUUACAGGAUGUUCAAGGUAGUUGGAUGAGUAGUUACAUGACGUUAUUACUAAUUCCUAUAGUAUUUACAGUAGGAGACGUUUAUAUAACCCACUUGUAUGUGGUGCUAUGGUUCUUCCUUUCAUUGCCAAUGUAUAAAAAUUGUUUUAUUGUUUGUGUUUCUUCUAGAAGGUUCUGGAAAGCGAAAUAUUCGGUAUGUUUAGCACUAAAGGUUUUUUAACAUGUGAUCACAAAAUCAGCUGAACACACACUGUACUGUAUUAUAUUUUUGCUUGUCUAACAUUUUCACUUUUCGUCCAAAUUUAUUACGUACUUCAUAUUUAGAAAUAGUGUUAUCACACUGGAUAUGCGGACAUUAGGCUACGCGCUCAUCUUAAUUAUUUGUGAAAUCAUCUUACCAAAGCAUUUUUAUUUCCUAAACUUCAGCUAAGCAUUCCCCAUUAUAAUUGAUCACAGUAUAUGAAUGUGCCGCAGAAACAGUUCGUAACACUUAAUUCUCUAUGCUUCCUUAAUAUUGUAAACCGAAACAUAUUAAAAGGUCCGUGUCCGCAUCUCCGCAUGUACCCGUAUCCGCAUUUUUACCUAACGUUGCUUCAACGUAUGAUGUAUAGUUAUUGUUUGAAGGAAAUUGAAGAAAAAAAGGAAUGGAUUUUGAAGAUGCAUGCAUUUUGAUUUAAUAGAUUUCUUGAUAAGUAAACGUAUAUCAUCUUUUCAAAUUUGAUAUAACCGUUCUUUUACCCAUUGAGUUACAUUGCGCCCCAAUACGCCCUACUUUGUUAUUUUGUACCUUGUCUAACUGCAGACAAUUUACUCGUCAAGCGGAGAGAGUGCUGGUAUUCAAUGGUUAAUUAAAUUUCAUGACAUCAACACGUGUAAUCAAUAUAAUUUUUAACUUCGACUUCAACUUUGACAUGUGUCGACUUUUCCCGUUGCCUCAAACCAACUCGUUUCUCUUUAGAGGAAAUAGCAUAUUAGCGAGAAGUCCAAACAUUGCUGAUCCUUUAAGUAAGACGCCAACAAAGGCACAAGCAGGUAAGACUCAACUUUUGAAUCCGCUUGCUGUCCUUUUCCUGGAUAUUAAUAGCCGAACGGAAGAAGUGCCCUCGCUCCGGACUGACGCACUGUUGCUUGGUUAGCUCUUGUUCCACUUCAAUAAAAACUUGUCAAUCACUUUCAAAAGUUGUUUGGAGACCUGCAGGGAUGGAAAAAAUAUUUUACUUUUUGGGACCGCAAGAGAACAUUGAAACAUUUUUUGCGAGUAAUCAAGUAAAUUGACACUCGGGCGUUGUAACUGUGUAAACUAACAAGUUGUCAAACUGAAUGUCACGCUAUAUUUUAAAAGAAAAAAAUAAUUUUAGUGCACUGAGAAUCUUAAUAAAUCAAAUUUGUUAGAUAACAUACACCAGGGGUCUGAUUCUUUGGCAAAUUUACAGAUGCCAAAAAAGGGAACCACUGGGGGCGCAAAAUUUUCAUUUGCCAUACAACAUUCUAUAGAUUUAUACACUAUUGCACCAUGAUGCAUGGAUGCACUUAUAAUUGCAUUUGUGAGGUCAUAUAUACAGUACAGACCUAACAUUCUUUCUAUUGGUUAGAAUUUUUGCUCUGAAUUUCUCCUUUUGUCUAAAUUAUUACAAUUAUCUGUUUUUCUUUCUUGGGGAAAUAUUUCCUGGGAGCUCAAAACAUUUUCUGGGCCCAAUGGUCCUGUGGUCCGAUAUUUUUCCACCCCUGGUUGAUCUAUGCAAUUUGGUGAAGACAGCGCGGAUUGAGAGGGAUACAACUACGUGAAAAAUACUAAGCAGAUCGUUGCCAGCGAAGACCCUUCUGCUAUAACUUCACGACGAAGGGGUCUUUGCUCGAAACGCCGAAGAUCUGUUUAUAUUUUUCGGGUAUCUCUGUCAAUCCACAGCUGUCUCAAUAAAUUGCAUAGAUCAACUGACGAUGUUCAAACAACUUUUGAAAGUGAUCGAGAACAUGUUAUCGUCGCUACAUACACUCGCACUGACCGUUCGAGAUUAUAUCCAGUUUAUUAUCCAUAAUUGUUGCUCUCACUCCCCCCAUAAAUAGGGGUCGGAGGGGAUCGAAGUUUGUUAAAAUAGUGGAUAUUUGCGGCAUCUGUCCCAACAUAUUAAAAAAUAAUUGUUGUUUGUUCAAAACUGUUUACACUAUAAACAAAGUUUAAUGAAGAAUAUCAAUGGAAUUGUGUUGUUCUUUAUUUUGUUUAGAUUUUUGUCGUUCUCUGCUACGAGAUGGUCGUGGUGCAGCGUUUGUCUGUCGACCAUCUUGUGGUGAACUGCUUCCUUUUCAAGAACGUAUUAUUGAAGUGACAGCUUACACUGAUAUGUGGGGAGAAUAUUUAGAUCACCUCAUCUGCAAGGU